AUGAUCGCUUUCUCUUGCAAAUUCUCCACAGCCACAGCCAACUACCUAACCUAUAUUUCCCUAAAAAGGUUCCCUCCAAAGCCGAGAACUUUCACUCCUCUCUCUCAAAUUCAACAACAGUGUAAGCAACUGGAAUGCCAACUUGUUAGCACGCUCGAUGGCUGCGAAAACCUCAAUCAAAUCAAACAAGUCCAUGCCCACAUUCUGCUUAAUGGCCUUGACCAGUCCUGCUAUGUCCUUGCAAAACUUAUCCGCAUGUUCACAAAAUUUAACAUCCCUCUGGAUCCAUAUCCACGGCCCAUUUUUAACCGGGUCAAAUACCCGAAUCCAUUCCUUUACACUGCUCUAAUUAGAGGCUAUUUGAUUGAAGCAAGGUUUAAUGAAUCAAUUGAGUUGUAUAGUUUAAUGAGAAAGGAAGGUGUUGGGCCUGUUUCGUUCACAUUUACUUCUCUUUUUAAGGCUUGUGGUGCUAAUAUGGACGUUGGUUUGGGGCAGCAAAUUCAUGGGCAAACGAUUGUGAUCGGUGGGUUUGGUGCAGAUUUGCAUGUUGGGAAUUCUAUGAUUGAAAUGUACAUAAAAUGUGGGUUUUUGGAGUGUGGGCGUAAAUUGUUUGAUGAAAUGCCUAAGAGGGAUGUGAUUUCUUGGACGGAGUUGAUCGUUGCUUAUGGUAAAAGUGGGAAUAUGGAGAGUGCAUGUGAGUUGUUUGAUGGAUUGCCUGUGAAGGAUAUGGUGGCUUGGACUGCGAUGGUUUCAGGUUUUGCACAGAAUGCUAAACCGAGAGAGGCAAUAACGUUUUUCGAGAAAAUGCUGGAAUUUGGUGUUGAAACUGACGAGAUUACUUUGGUCAGUGUUAUUUCGGCCUGUGCUCAAUUGGGUGCAGCUAAGUAUGCUGAUUGGAUUCAUGAUGUUGCAGAAAAAUCUGGGUUUUGUGGUCGGCAUAGUGUUCUUGUGGGAUCAGCUUUGAUUGAUAUGUACUCAAAGUGUGGGAGUGUUGGUGAGGCGUGUAGAGUUUUUGAGGGCAUGAAGGAGAGGAAUGUGUAUUCUUAUAGUUCAAUGAUUCUGGGGUUUGCAAUGCAUGGUCGUGCACGUGAUGCAAUGGAUUUGUUUGAUGAGAUGGUGAAAACAGAGGUAAAACCGAACAGGGUUACUUUUAUUGGGGUGCUUACGGCCUGCAGUCAUGCAGGAAUGGUAGAACAAGGUCAGGAGAUAUUUGAGUUAAUGGAAAAACGUUAUGGUAUUAAACCAUCUGCUGCUCAUUACACUUGUAUGGUGGAUCUGCUUGGACGAGCUGGGCGCUUGCAAGAAGCACAUGAUCUUGUUAAAACAAUGCCAAUAGAACCUCAUGGAGGAGUGUGGGGAGCAUUGCUUGGAGCUUGUCGUAUCCAUAAGAACCCUGACGUUGCUGCAAUUGCUGCAAACCAUUUGUUUGAGCUUGAACCUAAUUGCAUUGGAAACUACAUUUUGCUUGCCAACAUAUAUGCAUCAUCCGGAAGGUGGAAUGAUGUCUCGACCAUAAGGAAAUUGAUGAGAACAAGAGGUCUAAAAAAGAACCCUGCAUUUAGCUGGAUAGAAUCAGAAAAAGGAAUGGUUCACGAGUUCUUUUCGUGGGAUAUGACGCAUCCAAGGUCUGGUGAGAUUAAACGAGCGCUGGAGGAUCUUCUUGAUAGGUUGGAGGGCAAAGGAUACCAACCAAACUUCAAUUCUGUACCAUAUGAUAUGAAUGAUGAAGAUAAAAGACGUAUACUAAUGACUCACAGUGAGAAGCUUGCUUUGGCUUUUGGGUUGAUAAGUACGACUCCUGGGUCAGACAUAAGGAUUGUAAAAAACAUUAGGAUAUGUGAGGAUUGCCACUCAGUUAUGUGUGGUGCAUCACAGAUCACGGGGAGGGAGAUUGUUGUGAGGGAUAACAUGAGAUUUCAUCAUUUUCAUGAUGGGACAUGCUCAUGUGGUGGUUUCUGGUGA
Dovyalis caffra is the source of this 1962-nucleotide messenger RNA. Lineage: Eukaryota; Viridiplantae; Streptophyta; Magnoliopsida; Malpighiales; Salicaceae. The record is from the annotation of a GenBank genome assembly.